Messenger RNA from Spirometra erinaceieuropaei, 1440 nucleotides. NCBI's taxonomy places the organism in Eukaryota, Metazoa, Platyhelminthes, Cestoda, Diphyllobothriidea, Diphyllobothriidae. The record is from the annotation of a GenBank genome assembly.
AUGUAUCGAAAACUGGUACUUGCUGCAGUGCACCUGAUGGCUUUGGGCGCCCUUUCCUGUAUACCGACCACAGGUUUGUUGCUAUUUUUAAAAUACAUAAAAUUCUACUUUCAGGCAUCAUCAGUACUGAUUCGGACGUAUGCAUAGUUCCGACAAAAAUCUCGUCGCCGCUUAAUGCUGAAGAUCUUUUAUCCAAAGUGAUAAAUAACAAUCAUCCAUUUCCUGGCGGACGUGCAUUGAACUGCACGGCCAAAAUCACUGCAUUGAAAUUCGGCAAAGGAAGCACCUGCAGGACUGAGAUCAGUCAAGUAUCCUACAGCGCAUUAACAUGUUAUUUGGAUGUAAAGUUAAUUUCGGGUUCCUUUAAAUGCGAGGUAAAUUUAAACGCAUCUUUGUUUCUCCCAAUAGAACCUUAUUUAUGCAUUACGCGAUUGAGUUUCAAGCUGAAUCUUCAUGCACAUUGAUAUCAGAGUUUUGAGUUACCGUCAGAAGACUAAGCCUAUUACUUCUCCUUAAGUAACAUCCUUAGAUGCAAUUUUGCCAGAAAAUUGCGUUGUUACGUUUGACGGCGCCACAUUUUAAGGCCGUCAUAACGUCCUGUCGCUUGUUAGUGUAGUCUAAUGUUUGAUUGCAAUAUUCUGACUGCCGUACCAAAUAGUUAAUCCUUGAGUGUUUCCAUCGAGCAUAUUUGAUUAAAGAACAUAAUGAUAUGUUAGCUGGAGUCGAUGAGAUAUUACCUGACAUUCAAAGGCUGCAAACACGGAGCUUUUGGAAUAGAUGCUGUGCAGUGCUCAUUUACUCUACUACAAUGAACGGAUGCAUUUCAAACUGUAAACACUCUAGACAUUUCUUUCGGUGGCGGUGGUUAAUUGGGCCUCAUUUAACUCGACACCUGACAGCUGUCUCUAGUCCCUUGGAAAAGCUUCAUGGGUACCCAUUUCCCUUGACAUACUUAUGAUUUGUUAUAAACUAAAUGGACGCCACCUAGAACUGAAGGACGGAUAUAAGUAUCAUUAUUUAGCUUCAUGAUAAAGUAUGCAGUUGUUCUCCAGUCUGAAAGAGGGAUUUUCAGUUUGUCAACUAAAAUGUGUCAUUGAUUAUUUUACGGUAUAAUAGGAUAACGGAAAACUUGUCACGGGUGGUGACCCCACUGAACGAAAUCUAACCGCCAUUGUGAAGCUGGAACGUGACAAAGCCAAUCUGCUCACUCUCAAGAACGCGACACUGGGUUGGUUGAUUCAAGGACACAACGGUACACAAGGCUCCAAAGAAAAUUCGGAAGGCCUGUUUGAGAAAAAUAGGCCCUUUUCCUAUAUACUUUCCAAAUCGGUCCUGUUUCAAUGCCAGCUUCUUACAGUCAGAGGUAGUCAAUCCCGUUACUUUUGCAAUGCAUGCACCUUUUGUGUAUACUUCCUUGAGAAUGACGUAUGGCAUUUCUAG